This is a messenger RNA of Notechis scutatus (mainland tiger snake), 1356 nucleotides long. The record is from RefSeq and is a predicted model, not a curated record. Lineage: Eukaryota; Metazoa; Chordata; Lepidosauria; Squamata; Elapidae.
GGUAGAGAACUUGCCAAUAGUCAAAAAUGAAAUUGGAGAAACGAUGUUCCAAUGUCAACGGGGAGUUCAAAGUCCUGAGGAAAACCACCUAAACGGAGAGCCAGUUAAAGCCCUCGCUUUUCAUCAGGCAGAUAACAAUGUGCUCCUGGCUGAAAAAAAUCACCAAGAAACCGGAAUGUGUCCAGGGUGUGGAAAAAUAUUGAAGGAGGAAUCAGGAUUGUGUGGAAAUUGCAGAAGGCAUCCUGUCGAGGCACAACCUGAAAAUAGGGAAUGGGCCUUUCCUCUUAUUUUAAAUCAAAAUAUAUUGUUUGGGGGAAAAUUAUAUAAAGGUGUGAAAUGUGAUGAGACCUUCAGCCAGAGUAGCCAUCUCAGUAACCAUCAAAAGAUUCAGGUCUGCAGGAAUCCAUAUCAAUGCAUGGAUUGUGGGAAGAGCUUCCAUCAGAAAAGUCAGCUUAUGACUCAUGAAAGGAUCCACCGAGGAGAGAAACCACAUGCCUGCACAGAGUGUGGAAAGAGCUUCAUUAGGAGAAGUUACCUGACUUCCCACAGGAGAAUCCACAGCGGGGAGAAACCCUAUCAAUGUACGGAGUGUGGGAAGUGCUUCUCUCAGAGAAGCCACCUUGCCUCCCAUAAGAGGAUCCACACAGGGGAGAAACCGUAUCAGUGCCUGGAGUGCGGAAAGUGCUUCAGAGAAAUAAGUCGCCUCACUUCCCAUAAAAGGAUCCACACCGGAGAGAAGCCCUAUAAAUGUAUGGAGUGUGGGAAGAGUUUUAGUGUGAGCUGUUCCCUGACAUCCCAUAUGAGGAUCCACCGAGGAGAGAAACCCUAUCAAUGCGUGGAGUGUGGGAAGUGCUUCAGUCAGAGCAGUUACCUGAGUUCCCACAGGAGAAGCCACAGAGGGGAGAAACCCUAUCCAUGUACGGAGUGCGGGAAGUGCUUCUGUCGCAAAAGUGAGCUUACUUGCCAUCAGAGGAUCCACACAGGGGAGAAACCGUAUCAGUGCCUGGAGUGCGGGAAGAGAUUCAGUGUUGCAAGUUACCUCACUUCCCAUAAAAAGAUCCACACCGGAGAGAAGCCAUACCAAUGUCUGGAGUGCGGGAAGAGUUUUAGGGUAAACAGUUCCCUUACAUCCCAUAAAAGGACUCACACAGGGGAGAAGCCAUACAAAUGUACGGACUGUGGAAAGAGCUUCACUGUAAGCAGUUCCCUUAAUUCUCAUAAAAGGAUCCACACAGGGGAGAAACCGUACCACUGUGUGGAAUGUGGAAAGAGUUUUAGAAAGAGUAGUUCUGUGACUUCCCAUAGAAGGAUCCACACAGGAGAAAGCAUAUGAGUGUACGGACUGUGGAAAGUGUC